AUGUCUCCCUUGCUCUUUGUGAUGGGAGUGAAGUAUCUUUCAAGAAGCAUGAAGAAAGUGGGAUCCCUGGACAAAUUUAGAUUUCAUGAGAAUUGUAAGAUCCUCAAUUUGAACCAUCUUAGUUUUGCUGAUGAUGUCCUCCUCUUCUUCCAUGGAGACUAUCAGUCAAGUUAUCUUAUGUUGUUAGAUAUGCUUCUUUUUUCUAAAACUUCUGGUCUAUAUCCCAACAAGAAUAAAUCUGAAAUAUAUUGGAGUGGCAUGAAGGAAACUGACUUCUUAAGAGUAGUCUCCAUUUCAAAUACCUUGGCAUGCCUAUCAACUCUAAAGGAUAUCAGCUAA
Messenger RNA from Vicia faba (fava bean), 339 nucleotides. The record is from the annotation of a GenBank genome assembly. NCBI's taxonomy places the organism in Eukaryota, Viridiplantae, Streptophyta, Magnoliopsida, Fabales, Fabaceae.